Messenger RNA from Prosopis cineraria, 699 nucleotides. RefSeq names its product RING-H2 finger protein ATL52-like. The transcript has 2 exons. Bases 40 to 483 code for a protein of 147 amino acids. NCBI's taxonomy places the organism in Eukaryota, Viridiplantae, Streptophyta, Magnoliopsida, Fabales, Fabaceae. Gene Ontology annotation, biological process: protein ubiquitination. The record is from RefSeq and is a predicted model, not a curated record.
CAUCUUCUUCUUAAAAACCUCCUUCCAACCUCACCAACAAUGGCUGACGUCCAAAGCCCCUUCACACUACUCUCGCCUCCUCCUCCUCCGUCUUCUUCUUCUUCUUCUACCCCGAACGCCGGCAUGACCAUGCUGUACUACGGCCUUGCGGUGGUCGUAACCGCCGCCAUAGUGCUAGCCAUGUACAACCUCAUCAUCAUCAGACGAUGCCGCCGGCGCCGGCACGCGCCGCAACGGACGACAGGGAACGACCGGGUGGUGGAGGUGGUGAUCGCGGCGGCAGGGAGUAGUAGUCGGAGCUUGGAAUGCUCGAACAGGAACCUGCUUUCAAGCUUCAAGUAUAAGAAAGAAGAAGCAGAGGAGAAGGAAGAAAACGACGGAGGAGGAGGAGGAGGAGGGAAAGGUGAGGAAUAUGAAUGCCCAGUUUGCUUAUCGGAGUUUGAAGAAGGCGAAGAAGUGAGGAAGCUACCUCGGUCAAAGUAAGCAGAAGAGUCAAUAGUGGAAACUUCAAUCAUUGUGACGGUCUAGCUGGAAGAGAUGAGAGGGAAAUGAAUAGCAUGCUUCUGGAGUACUCAGUGUGAGGCUUAAUUGAAUGAAAGAAAAUAUCACUUAAAAAAGAAAGAAAGUACGCAUUUGUUUGGUUCUUUGCAAACAGCAGAACAGACAUGCCGUGCCAAAUUUAGCUCAAAUUCUUUGUUU